AUGGCCGCACCCCUUAUGGCACCCCCAGGACCUGACAGCUUCAAGAAAUUCACCCCAGAGUCGCUUGCGAACAUCGAGCAGCGCAUCAAUGAAGAGAAGAACAAGAAGCCGCCCAAGCCCAGAUCAGACAGUAGUCACCGUGACACAUCUGACGAAAAUGAGCCCAAGCCAAACAGUGACCUGGAGGCUGGGAAGAGCGUGCCGUUCAUCUACGGUGACGUUCCUAAUGGAAUGUUUUCCACGCCGCUGCAGGAUUUGGACCCCUACUACUUGAACAAGAAAACAUUUAUAGUCAUAAACAAAGGGAAAACAAUCUUCCGCUUCAGUGCCACGCCCUCUGUGUACAUCUUAAGCCCUUUUAAUCUACUAAGGCGAAUAGCUAUUAUGAUUUUGAUACAUUCGUUAUUCAGCAUGAUCAUCAUGUGUACGAUUUUGACCAACUGUAUAUUCAUGACAUUUAGUGAUCCUCCGGAGUGGUCUAAACAAGUAGAGUAUACCUUCACAGGUAUCUAUACGUUUGAGUCACUCACAAAAAUUGUGGCACGAGGCUUCUGUAUAGAUGGGUUCACCUUUCUCAGGGACCCAUGGAACUGGCUGGAUUUCAUGGUCAUCUCAAUGGCAUAUGUAACAGAGUUUGUGGACCUUGGGAAUGUCUCGGCGCUGAGAACGUUCAGGGUUCUCCGAGCAUUGAAAACAAUUUCUGUCAUUCCAGGCUUGAAGACCAUUGUGGGCGCCCUUGUCCAGUCUGUGAAGAAGUUGUCCGACGUGAUGAUCCUGACAGUAUUCUGUCUCGGCGUGUUCGCAUUGAUUGGAUUGCAGCUGUUCAUGGGUAACCUGCGAAACAAAUGUGUAAACUGGCCAAUCAACGUGACUGAGCAAUACCUGCCAAACGGCAGCAGGGGCUUCGACUGGGGCUCGUACGUCAUGGAUAAAAAAAAUUUCUACUUCCUUCACGGUCAGAUCGAUGCUCUAAUAUGUGGAAACAGUUCUGACUCGGGAAAUUGCCCAGAGGGAUUUACAUGUAUGAAAGCUGGAAUGAACCCCAACUACGGCUACACCAGCUUUGACAGCUUUGGAUGGGCUUUCCUCACCCUUUUUCGACUCAUGACCCAGGACUUCUGGGAAAAUCUCUACAUGCUGACUCUGCGAGCUGCAGGGAAGACCUACAUGAUCUUCUUUGUGCUUGUCAUCUUCGUGGGCUCCUUCUACCUGGUGAAUCUCAUCUUGGCUGUGGUGGCCAUGGCAUAUGAGGAGCAGAACCAGGCCACUAUUGAGGAGGCGGAGAAAAAAGAGGAAGAAUUCAAGGCAAUGCUUGAGCAGCUGAAGAGGCAACAGGAGGAAACACAGGCGGCUGCGAUGGCGACAUCUGCAGGCACUGUGUCUGAGGCUGCGUUAGAGGAUGAAGGAGGGGGGCACUUGUCCCGCAGCUCCUCUGAGGUUUCCAAGCUGAGCUCCAAGAGCGCCAAGGAACGUCGCAAUCGCAAAAAGAAAUGGCGUCAGAAAGAGCAAGAGAAAGAGAAGGGAGACAGUGAAAAGGUUGUUAAGUCUGAGUCCGAUGAUGGGAGCAAGAAAAGCAGCAUUCGUUUCCCUGGAAGCCGGCUGGGGAGAAAGACAUCCAUCAUGAACCAGUCACUACUGAGCAUCCCAGGCUCGCCCUUUAUGUCACGCCACAACAGCCGCAGCAGCAUCUUCAGCUUCAAAGGCCGUUCCAAGGACAUGGGCUCAGAGAACGAGUUUGCCGAUGAUGAGCAUAGUACAGUUGAGGAGAGCGAAGACCGUCGGGGCUCCCUGUUUAUCCCUUACCGCCGCAACAGCUAUAGUGGUUUCAGUCAAGGCUCAUCGCGCAUCCACCCACUGGCACCCCACACUGGAGGGAAGAGGAACAGCACAGUGGACUGCAAUGGCGUGGUGUCUCUCAUAGGACCUGGGCCCGGAAGACGGCUUCUGCCUGAGGUGAAAAUAGAUAAGGCAGCCACUGAUGACAGUGUAAGGACGUCCAUGGGACACCAAUACAGUAUAGGCAUGAUGACUACAGACGUGGAGAUUAAGAAGAAGCAGUCUGGCUCUCUCAUGGUCUCUGUGGAUCAGCUCAACUGCUCGUUCAAAGGAAAGGACCGGGCCAACAGUCAGAUGAGUGUGGUCACCAACACACUAUUAGAGGAGUUGGAGGAGUCUCAGAGGAAGUGUCCUCCCUGUUGGUACAAGUUCGCCAACACCUUCCUCAUCUGGGAGUGCUUUCCCAUGUGGCUGAAGAUCAAGCACAUUACCUACUUGAUUGUCAUGGACCCAUUUGUGGACCUGGCCAUCACCAUCUGCAUCGUCCUCAAUACCCUCUUUAUGGCCAUGGAGCACUACCCCAUGACUGAACAGUUUGAGGGGGUUCUGUCCGUUGGUAACCUGGUUUUCACAGGCAUCUUUGCUGCCGAGAUGUUUGCCAAACUGAUUGCCAUGGAUCCCUACUACUACUUCCAAGAAGGCUGGAACUGCUUUGAUGGCUUCAUCGUGACCCUGAGUUUAGUGGAGCUUGGUCUGGCGGAUGUGGAAGGUCUGUCAGUGCUCAGGUCCUUCCGAUUGUUACGAGUCUUCAAAUUGGCCAAAUCGUGGCCCACCCUCAACAUGCUGAUCAAGAUCAUCGGUAACUCUGUGGGAGCUCUGGGUAAUCUGACCCUGGUGCUGGCCAUCAUCGUCUUCAUCUUCGCCGUGGUGGGCAUGCAGCUCUUUGGAAAAAGUUACAAGGACUGUGUGUGUAAGAUCGCGGAGGACUGUAAGCUGCCUCGCUGGCACAUGCAUGACUUCUUCCACUCCUUCCUGAUUGUGUUCAGAGUGUUGUGUGGGGAGUGGAUUGAGACCAUGUGGGACUGUAUGGAGGUGGCAGGACAGACCAUGUGUCUCACUGUCUUCAUGAUGGUCAUGGUCAUCGGAAACCUGGUGGUACUGAACCUGUUCCUGGCCUUGCUGCUGAGUUCAUUCAGUGCCGACAACCUCGCCGCUACGGAUGAUGAUGGGGAGCCCAACAACCUCCAGCUCGCAGUCGCCCGCAUUAAGAUAGGGAUUGCCUGGUUCAAGGUCCACAUGCGCGUCUUUGUGGCCACAGUGCUUAAGAAGCCUAUAGAGGAUGAACAGAAGCCGCUGGAUGACAUGUAUGAAAAGAAGCUAAACUGCAUCGCAAACCACAAUGUGGACAUCAACCGUGAACUGGACUAUGCCAAAAAUGGCAAUGGCACCACCAGUGGCAUUGGAAGUAGCGUGGGGAAGUAUAUGAUUGAUGAGGACUACAUGUCCUUCAUCCAUAACCCCAACCUAACGGUUUGUGUUCCCAUCGCGGUCGGGGAGUCGGACUUCGAAAAUCUGAAUACAGAAGACUUCAGCAGUGAAUCAGACGUGGAGAACAGCAAAGAUGACGACACCAGUUCGUCUGAGGGCAGCACGAUAGACAUCAAGCCUGACGUGGAGGAGGUGGCGGUGGUGGAGGUGGUAGAGGAGUACCUUGACCCAGAUGCCUGCUGGACAGAAGAAUGUAUUGCCAAAUACAAGUGCUGUGAUGUCCCCAUCACUUUCGGCUGGGGGAAACACUGGUGGUUCCUGAGAAAGACCUGCUACCUGAUCGUAGAACACAACUGGUUUGAAUCCCUCAUCAUCUUCAUGAUCCUGCUCAGCAGCGGAGCAUUGGCCUUCGAGGAUGUGUACAUCGAGCAGAGGAAGACGGUCAAAAUCAUUCUGGAGUACGCUGAUCGUGUUUUCACCUACAUCUUCAUUCUGGAGAUGUUGCUCAAAUGGGUGGCCUACGGCUUUGUCAAGUACUUCACUAAUGCCUGGUGUUGGUUGGACUUCUUCAUUGUGGAUGUGUCUAUAGUCAGCCUUAUAGCUAAUGCGUUGGGCUACUCCGAUCUAGGCCCGAUUAAAUCACUAAGGACACUGAGGGCCUUGAGACCCCUCAGGGCCCUGUCACGUUUUGAAGGGAUGAGGGUGGUGGUGAACGCCCUGGUGGGUGCGAUCCCCUCCAUCAUGAACGUGCUGUUGGUCUGUCUCAUCUUCUGGCUCAUCUUUAGCAUCAUGGGCGUCAACCUGUUCGCUGGGAAGUAUUACUUCUGUUUCAAUGACACGGCAGAGGCGUACUUCCACCCCAAUGACGUUAACAACAAAUCAGAGUGUCUUUCCCUCAUGGAAAGGAACUUCACAGAAGUACGAUGGAAAAACGUUAAGAUCAAUUUUGACAAUGUGGGUGCUGGAUACCUGGCGCUCCUGCAAGUGGCAACAUUCAAAGGCUGGAUGGACAUUAUGUACGCAGCAAUAGAUUCUAGAAAGGUUGGGGACCAGCCCCUCUACGAGGACAACCUAUACAUGUACAUCUACUUUGUCAUCUUCAUCAUCUUCGGCUCCUUCUUCACACUGAACCUCUUCAUCGGUGUCAUCAUCGACAACUUCAACCAGCAAAAGAAAAAGUUUGGAGGUCAGGAUAUCUUCAUGACAGAAGAGCAGAAGAAAUACUACAAUGCCAUGAAGAAACUAGGGUCAAAGAAACCACAAAAACCGAUACCCAGGCCUCAGAACAAAAUCCAGGGUUUGGUGUUCGACUUUGUGACACAGCAGGUGUUUGACAUCUCCAUUAUGAUGCUCAUCUGCCUCAACAUGGUCACCAUGAUGGUGGAAACGGACGAUCAGUCCGAUGACACUGAGCUCGUGCUCUACUGGGUCAACUUCAUCUUCAUUGUGGUCUUCACAACCGAGUUUGUACUCAAGCUCUUUGCACUGCGUCACUACUACUUCACCAAUGGCUGGAACAUCUUUGACGUGGUUGUGGUCAUCCUUUCAAUUGUGGGAAUGUUUCUGGCCGACAUAAUCGAGAAGUACUUUGUGUCGCCGACACUGUUCAGGGUGAUUCGUCUGGCUCGUAUUGGCAGAAUCCUGCGUCUCAUCAAGGGCGCCAAGGGAAUCAGAACUCUUCUGUUUGCCCUCAUGAUGUCGCUCCCUGCUUUGUUCAACAUCGGCCUGCUACUUUUCCUGGUUAUGUUUAUCUUCUCCAUCUUCGGAAUGUCCAACUUUGGCUACGUGAGGCACGGGGCUGGAAUCGAUGACAUGUACAACUUCGAGACUUUCGGAAACAGCAUGAUCAUCCUGUUUAUGAUCACCACGUCAGCUGGAUGGGACGGCCUGCUGCUGCCCAUUCUGAACUACCCUCCCGACUGUAACCCUAAAUUAGAGAAUCCUGGUACGCCCAAUACAGGAGACUGUGGGAACCCGUCUGUGGGCAUCUUCUUCUUUGUUAUGUACAUUAUCAUUUCUUUCCUAAUUGUGGUCAACAUGUACAUCGCCAUCAUCCUGGAGAACUUCAGUGUAGCCACAGAGGAGAGUGCCGACCCACUCAGUGAGGACGACUUUGAGACAUUUUAUGAGAUUUGGGAGAAGUUCGACCCCGAUGCCUCUCAGUUCAUCACCUAUUCCAAGCUUUCACACUUUGCCGAUGCACUUGAACACCCGUUGCGAAUCCCCAACCCCAACACCAUUGAACUGAUCGCCAUGGACAUGCCGAUGGUGAGCGGCGACCGCAUCCACUGCCUGGACAUCCUGUUCGCCUUCACCAAGCGCGUGCUAGGUGACAGUGGCGAGCUGGACAUGUUACGACAGCAAAUGGAGGAGCGUUUUGUGGCUGCCAAUCCCUCCAAGGUCUCUUAUGAGCCCAUCACCACCACUCUGAGGCGCAAGCAGGAGGACAUGUCCGCCAGAAUCAUUCAAAGGGCCUACCGCUCCUACCUGGCCAGGCGGGGCUUUAUCUGCAAGCGUAGACCAGCCAAUAACAAAGUAGAGAAUGGCGGAAAGAAUGAAGAACAGGAAAAAAAGGAGAGCACACCUUCCACUGCCUCCCUACCCUCUUAUGAUAGUGUAACCAAACCUGAUAAGGAAAAACAGGAUGACGACAACAACGAGGGCAAGGGGGGUAGGAAAGAGAAGGGAAGAAACCAAAAAGACGUCAGGGAAUCUAAAUGUUAA
This is a messenger RNA of Limanda limanda (common dab), 5988 nucleotides long. RefSeq names its product sodium channel, voltage gated, type VIII, alpha subunit b (gene scn8ab). Gene Ontology annotation, molecular function: protein binding; voltage-gated sodium channel activity. The record is from RefSeq and is a predicted model, not a curated record. Gene Ontology annotation, cellular component: plasma membrane; voltage-gated sodium channel complex; axon. The coding region runs from base 1 to 5988 and encodes 1995 amino acids. NCBI's taxonomy places the organism in Eukaryota, Metazoa, Chordata, Actinopteri, Pleuronectiformes, Pleuronectidae. Gene Ontology annotation, biological process: sodium ion transmembrane transport; neuronal action potential; membrane depolarization during action potential. The transcript has 27 exons.